Messenger RNA from Anopheles cruzii, 1284 nucleotides. RefSeq lists its product as uncharacterized. NCBI's taxonomy places the organism in Eukaryota, Metazoa, Arthropoda, Insecta, Diptera, Culicidae. The record is from RefSeq and is a predicted model, not a curated record. The transcript has a single exon. Bases 1 to 1284 code for a protein of 427 amino acids.
AUGGUGACGACAAUUAAAAUCACCGGCGAUGGAGUGUUCAUUCAAUCGGUGAACGGUGCCGGUCCCGGCGGUGGAGGACCGGCAGGUGGUGGUGGUGGCCGAGGGCGACGGCUAGCCGGUGGCGGAAAUGGAGUUGUCGGGAGUGCUGCAAUCGGAGAGGCUGCGUUGCCGGUUCCCGACAGCGAUCGGAACGGGCACCAACGGAAUGGCCACAACGGCGGAUCGCUGGAUGUGGUCGACGGGACCACCACCGUGGGUCCGCCGCAGUCACCGUCCCCAUCGCCACUGCUGCCGCUGAACGAUACGAACAACAACCAGAAGGGCUACAGGAACUUUAAUCACCGCCGGUACCAGUCGGACGAAGGUCCGGGAUUUAUUAAACCGGACCAGGCCGUGCUGAAGAAUGGCGGCGAUAGGGGAAGCCCCGCAGCCACCGGGUCGUCGGCGUCGGAUGUGGGUGGUGAAAGUGAUGGUGCCAUCAUCGGGCCGGCCGAUCCGGGCCGGAAGCGGGAUAAGUUUACGAUUUCGUUCCUGAACACGCACCGGUCGGGGCAGACGACCGCCGGUGGUGGUGGCAAGGGCAUGCUCAACCACAAGUUCAUCGUGUACAACAGCAAGAAACCAAAGACCUCGUCGGUGCUGCACCAGCAGUACUACCAGCAGCAGCAGCACCAGCAGACGGCGGGGGGCUCGGUAAGCCACUACCAGCAGUACCUGUACAAUCGACUCCGUCCGUCACUGUCGACGUCGGUGCUGACUUCGCCCUCACUGCUGACCGGCACCGGGCCAAUACAGACCAACGGACGGACAGACCAACACCCGCAGCCGCCGCCGUACCAGUUGAUCCCCCAGCGGGAUCCACAGCAGCUCUAUCAGAAUGGUCUAUUUCAUCAGCAGCACCGGGCACUGCUCGGUACGGCACCGCCCGCCGCCAUUCCCGGGUGGACCAAGUCUACCUCCUGUCUCGUGACGAGUAGCACCAGCAACUCCUCGUACAGAGCCUCCCCGUUGUUGCUCCUGUCGCCGUCCGAUUCUUCGCCACCGUCCGGAUUGGGUCCAGCCUCAUCUUCGAUAUCCUCCCCGAUUUCGUCACCAUUCUCAUCAUCGUCCUCGUCGUCCGCCUCACCGCCGGUAUCCUCCGGACCGAGUUCCUCAUCCAACUCUCCCCCGCCAACGGUAACACCACCACCACCAGCAACCACCACCUGUGCACCGACAACCCCGACGACGACGACGUCAUCAGGAGCGCCACCAUCAUCGUCAACGGCAAAUCUUGGUCAGUAG